Trypanosoma cruzi is the source of this 754-nucleotide messenger RNA. RefSeq lists its product as uncharacterized. NCBI's taxonomy places the organism in Eukaryota, Euglenozoa, Kinetoplastea, Trypanosomatida, Trypanosomatidae. The record is from RefSeq and is a predicted model, not a curated record. The annotation marks the transcript as partial. The transcript has a single exon.
UGAAGAAGCUGUGUGGAAGAAAGAAACGCGUGGCGGCUCGAUGCGGUACGAAGGGUCAGCGUAUUUACUGUCCCAGAGUCAGAGACUAGACGUAAGUAAAGUGGUGUAUUUGUUUGAGGACGUUGAGGCGAUUUCAGAUCUCCUUUCAUUUCAGUUGCCCGUGAAGCAUCAGCAGUUGCUCUCGGACCCCAAAGACGCGGAUGAGGGAAAAGAAGGAGUGGAGGAAAUGGAGAUGAAGGUGAGGACGAAAAGGGAAGAAACAACGACGGAAAACGUUUCCCACAACAAAGCGGGGAAUAGCUCGUCCAAGAAGCAGAACAAACUGCGAAAAAAGACCCCCGAUCUUGGUGUUGCCGCGGAUUCUACGGAAAAAUGCGGUCAACUGUUGGUCGCAGACUUUCUUUCUCCCGAGGGAGUUCUCACCGCCUUGAACGCUACGCUUGCACCCCCGGGGCGUGUGAUCGUCUUCACAACAAGUCAUCCGGAGAAGCUGCCCGCUCUCUUCUGGAAGCCCGGCGUCGUGACGCUGACAGUCCGCUUGGGUAUUCUUAACGCGUCGUCCGCGAUGGAUCUCGUCAACCGCUACUGCGGUGCCUCUUUCACGCCUUCGUUGCGGAAAAGAUUGGAAGUGCUCUUUGCGCGGUGCGAAGCCAAUGCUGUAGCGGAGGUGAUGAACCCGGCGUCACUGUUGCAUGUACUGACCAUUUGUGAUGAUGCUGAGGAGGUGCUGAGGGAGCUGGAGCGCUUUUGUUAA